UAGUAACGGAUCAGUCAUGCUUAUCAACCUAGCUUUGGUACCACACCUCCCGUUGUCUCACAAACUCUUAAUCUAUUUUUAAGGUUGUUCUUGUACUUGUUUGUUCUUCGAGGAGGAGGAGGAGAUUACAGGAGGAGAUGGGUCGUGGAAAGAUAGAGAUCAGGAAGAUUGAGAACUCAACCAACAGGCAAGUUACUUACUCUAAGAGAAGAAAUGGUAUUUUCAAGAAAGCCCAUGAGCUUAGCGUUCUUUGUGAUGCUAAGGUUUCACUCAUCAUGCUCUCCGAUACCAAGAAGUUCCAUGAGUAUACUAGUCCUUCAAUAACGACUAAAAAGGUCAUGGAUGAUUAUCAAAGCGCUGUAGGUGUUGAUCUCUGGAGCACGCACUAUGAGAAAAUGCAAGAGAGUUUAAGAAGAUUGAAGGAGACCAACAAUAAGCUGAGGAGAGACAUCAGGCAAAGAAUGGGUGAAGACUUGAAUGAUCUCAACUGGGACAAUAUGUGCCGUCUGCAAGAGAAGAUUGUUGAUUCUCUUGCUAUCAUACGCCAUAGAAAGUACCAUGUGAUCAAAAAUCAAACUGAUACCUACAAGAAGAAGGUGAGAAACCUGAAGGAAAGACAUGGAAAUCUUCUGUAUGACUUGGAGGCAAGAUCAUGUGAAGAUCCAAAGUAUGGGAUUGUGGACAACGCCAGAGACUACAACUCGGCCCUUGCAUUAGCUGAUGGAGGGUUGUCCAACCUCUAUGCUCUCCGAUUGCAGUCGAGCCACCCCAAUCUUCAGGACCUCCGACUUGCUUAAACUUUAAAAGCUCCAAGAACUGGGGAUUUAUCUAAUUUAUGUUCUUAUCUAAUUUUAUCCGCAAAGAACUAGUGGAUGUGCUAGUCCUCGUAUGAGAAAGAAUGUUAGAAGUAAUUUAAGUUGUUGAAACUCAAAAACUGCAUUAACUAUUGGGACGAGGUUUUUGCUCAUGCAAUAUCUACUUCGAUGCUGUAAUGCGAUUUUUAAUUUCCUUUAAAAACUUCAUCUGCGCUA
Messenger RNA from Coffea eugenioides, 1031 nucleotides. Its product is annotated as floral homeotic protein DEFICIENS-like. The coding region runs from base 138 to 797 and encodes 219 amino acids. Gene Ontology annotation, molecular function: RNA polymerase II cis-regulatory region sequence-specific DNA binding; protein dimerization activity; DNA-binding transcription factor activity, RNA polymerase II-specific. Gene Ontology annotation, biological process: positive regulation of transcription by RNA polymerase II. Gene Ontology annotation, cellular component: nucleus. The transcript has 7 exons. NCBI's taxonomy places the organism in Eukaryota, Viridiplantae, Streptophyta, Magnoliopsida, Gentianales, Rubiaceae. The record is from RefSeq and is a predicted model, not a curated record.